Benincasa hispida (wax gourd) is the source of this 882-nucleotide messenger RNA. Lineage: Eukaryota; Viridiplantae; Streptophyta; Magnoliopsida; Cucurbitales; Cucurbitaceae. The record is from RefSeq and is a predicted model, not a curated record.
AUGAGUUUGAAAGCUCGGUUACAAAAGAUUAGGAAAGAUAACCUGUCUCUUAGUCAAUAUUUGUCUCAAAUUAAAGAUGUUGCUGAUAAAUUUAGUGUUGUUGGAGAAUCAAUUUCUUAUAGAGAUCAUCUUACACACAUUUUAGAUGGUUUAGGUAGUGAGUAUAAUGCUUUUGUUACAUCUAUACAAAAUCAUGUUGAUAAUCUCUCUGUUGAAGAUGUGUGGAGUUUAUUGUUAUCUUAUGAGGCUCAGCUAGAAAAACAGAAUGCAAUUGAUCAUUUGAAUAUUGCUCAAGCUUACCUUAGCAAACUUUCCUUUCAACACAACAGCAAGCGAAAUGCCUUACGCCCUUUUCCCAAUCACUCUUCCCUUAUUUUACCUUCUCCUAAUUUUUCUCCAAUACUUCCAUCUACAUCCAAUAGUGUUCAUGCUCGUCCUUCUUUUAAUAAAAAAUGGCCGCCCUCUAAACCACCUUCUUCCAAACCUCAAUGCCAAAUCUAUCAUAAGUUUGGCCAUAUUGUCCCUCAGUGUCACCAACUUGCUAGUUUUGCCUAUCAAUGUAUGAAUCCACAAGCCCAUGUCUCUUCUGUCCAACCUCCUACCCCUACCUCUAUAAUCGAUAUAUUAUCCAUUACUCUUGAUUUUCAGUAUCCUGAUGAUGGAUUGUGUACCAAUGACAACUCCAUUGGUUGUCGGCGUAGUACAAGUGGUUAUUGUGUUUACUUGGGUACCAACUUAGUUUCAUGGUCUUCUUCUAAACAAAAGGUUGUUUCUCAUUCAAGUGCUAAAUCAGAGUAUCACAGAAUGUCAAAUGAUACAACGGAGUUAACUCAGCAAAAGGAUGUUUCUCAUUUAAGUGCAAAUCCCAUUAUUCACCAAUAG